AUGAUAUUAAGGCAUUUACUAACAACGAAUAAUUCAAGUAAUCUUUUAUCACCAAAAGAUCAUGAAAAUCGAAACGACUCACAAAAUGGUUAUAUUAUAACAACAACAGAGAACACUGUUAAUCAUCAAUCAACAACAUCUGGUAUUUUUCAUGAAACAUCGACUUCACGACUGGUUAAUAAUUCUACGUUACCUGCAACACUAACAGUGGCACUAACUGCGGCAGCAGCAACAGUAGGGGUGAAUGUUCCAACUUAUGCGCCUUAUUCACAAAGAACUACAACAAAUACCAUACAGUCGGCGAAUACGAGUGUUGCAGUAAGUAAUGAACAGCAACAGUGCGAUGAUUCUUCUAUUCAUAAUGCCUUAAUAUCGAUGGUUAUACCGCAGCAUCAUCAUAAUCCGUCAACUGCGAUGUCUGUUGCUCAACAGACUAUUCAUUCAACAUCAGCUCAUGCAUCUAUUAAUGAUAACGUUAAGAAUUCUGUUAGUUUUUUUUUUAUUUGA
Messenger RNA from Dracunculus medinensis (Guinea worm), 507 nucleotides. NCBI's taxonomy places the organism in Eukaryota, Metazoa, Nematoda, Chromadorea, Rhabditida, Dracunculidae. The record is from the annotation of a GenBank genome assembly.